GAAGUGUCCGUGCAUCUCGGUCGUCUUGGAGUGAAAAUCAAACGCACCCCUCAGUCAACCGGGAAGCGGAAGUUUGGAAACAGGAAAAUAACAUCUUUGAAAAAAUAAUCAGAGAAGUUUGGACUAUUUAAUUCAAGGAAAAUGAGCAGAAUUUAUUACAACGAGUCUUUACAGAACAAACCGGUACACAAUGAAAAGCUGGACCGGGUGUGGUCGCCGUCUGCCUAUGAAAGCGGUCCUGGUGUUCUUCUGGAAGGAACGCUGCUGGACGUUUCCAGACACUCCAUCAGUGAUGCCAGCGGCCAGAAGUUUCGUUUCUUCGUGCUGUACAUCAAACCCGGACGCAUCCACCAGAGGAAGUUUGAUGCCAGCGGGAAGGAGGUGGAGCCGAACUUCAGUGACACCAGGAAGGUCAACACCGGCUUCCUCAUGUCCUCCUACAAGGUGGAGGCUAAAGGCGAGUCGGACUGCCUGAGUGAGAGUCAGCUCUCAGCCAUGGUGAACAAACCCGAGCUGAUGACGAUAACCCACAAGCACGGACCCGCCGGGACCUGGGCCUUCUGGUACCCGGAGUCUGAGAUGGAGAAAACGGAGCUGCAGACGGGGCAGGAGGUCCGCCUGAAGACCAGAGGGAACAGCCCCUUCAUAUUCUCUCUGGCCAAAGUGGACGGUGGAACAGUAACAAAGUGCAACUUUGCUGGAGAUGAGAAGGCCGGAGCGUCGUGGACCGACAAGGUCAUGGCCAACAAGGGAAACGUCAGCAGCUCUGAGAAACUCCAAACCGGAGGAGGAGAAGGAGCAGAGGAGGACGAAUGGGACGACUGAGGAGAGCAGCUUCCACGUCUGCGGACCAAAAACUUGUCCUCCUUCAGUCCAGACUGCAAUCCAACCGACAGCCUCCGGUCUGCCUGCAUCUUCAAACCAACCAAGCAAAGGUUUCUAAGACGUUCCGGCCGGAUGAGGCGCUCUCUGUCAGAACAGAACUGUAAAGACAACAGCACCUGAAAAUCAUGUGUGUGGAGACCGUGCCACACUGAUACGAACAUUAUCAAAACUUCUCAUUUCUACUUUCUGCUUUCCUGUUGUGAGGUGUACUGCACAUGCUCAGUUGGAUUUAACUCUCCAGACCAAAGUUUUAAAUGAUUUUCUUCCUCAAUAGUUGUGUAGAUAUUGUAAAGCUGUUCUGUUUUAAAGAAAGAUAAGCAGCGGGUUGUAUAACAUGGAAUUUAACAGGAACUUGGGCUUUUUUUUACUGCUUUACUUUUUUGAUAAGUCAUUAAAGAUUCCAGAAAUUAAACAUUUCAAAAUGAA
Oryzias melastigma (Indian medaka) is the source of this 1311-nucleotide messenger RNA. It is a transcript of the gene arpin, whose product is annotated as actin related protein 2/3 complex inhibitor. The record is from RefSeq and is a predicted model, not a curated record. Bases 142 to 825 code for a protein of 227 amino acids. The transcript is spliced from 6 exons. Lineage: Eukaryota; Metazoa; Chordata; Actinopteri; Beloniformes; Adrianichthyidae. Gene Ontology annotation, biological process: negative regulation of actin nucleation.